Messenger RNA from Lemur catta (Ring-tailed lemur), 1409 nucleotides. RefSeq names its product putative serine protease 47. The record is from RefSeq and is a predicted model, not a curated record. Gene Ontology annotation, biological process: proteolysis. The transcript is spliced from 5 exons. Gene Ontology annotation, molecular function: serine-type endopeptidase activity. Lineage: Eukaryota; Metazoa; Chordata; Mammalia; Primates; Lemuridae. Bases 137 to 1030 code for a protein of 297 amino acids.
GCUGGGGGAGGCUGCGGGCCGAGCUCGGGCCCAGUGUCCUGUGCUCCAGAGUCACCGGCGUCUUUUCUCUACCCUGCGCUUCCACUCAGGUAGCCCCAGAGACGACAUCAGCAGAGUGUGCGGGAAGCCCAGGGCGAUGGGGAAGAUCUAUGGUGGCCAGGACGCCGAGGCUGGCCAGUGGCCGUGGCAGGCCAGCCUGCUGUACAAGGGCUCGCACCUCUGCGGAGCUGCCCUCAUCGACUCCCACUGGCUGGUUUCGGCUGCCCACUGCUUUUUCAAAAAAUCCCGGGCCCUGGAGAACUAUCAGGUUCUGUUGGGAUACACUCAACUGUAUCAGCAAACCCAGCACACCCAGAAGAUGUCUGUGAACCAGAUUAUCACCCACCCAGACUUUGAGAAGUUGCACCCCUUUGGGAGUGACAUUGCCAUGUUACAGCUGGACCUGCCUGUGGACUUCACUUUCUACAUUGCCCCAGUCUGCCUCCCAUCCGCAGACAUGCGGCUGCCCAGUAACGCAUCCUGUUGGAUAACUGGCUGGGGAAUGCUCACCGAGGACAUGCGCCUAUUACCGCCCUUCAAUCUCCAGGAGGGGAAAGUGAUCCUCAUUGAGAACAUGUUCUGCAAUUUCUUGUAUGGUCAAAUUACUAGCACAGGCAAUACUUACUAUGUGCAUGAGGAUAUGGUGUGUGCGGGAGACUUCUCGACAGGAAAGUCCAUCUGCCAGGGCGAUUCCGGGGGGCCUCUGGUCUGCUACGUCCCCAGUGCCUGGGUCCUGGUGGGGCUGGGCAGCUGGGGCCUGGACUGCCGGCAUCCCGUCUACCCCGGCAUCUUCACCAGGGUCACCUACUUCGCUGACUGGAUCAACGAAAUCAAGAGACUCACUCCUCUUCCUGCCCCUGCGUCUGCUCCUCCUCUCACUGGCUCUCAGCCCCAGCGCCUGCGGGCUGCCGGCUCUCCCGGGCCCUGCACAGCCCUUGUGCCUCCACAGACCUGGCUCCUGCUGCCCUUUACCCUCAGGGCCCGGGGGUGACCUGGGAGGCCCUCCACUCCUCUCUGCCCAGGCUCCAGUCUUCAGGCUGGACCCUCCUCCCUCCAGCCCACCAUCUCUGCACGGUUCCUCCCCAGCUUCUCUGUCCAUCAGCUGCCACUCCCUAAACCAAGCCUGGCGAAACCGAACCAAACCAAAUAUCUUUGUUAUUUUAUUUAUUUAUUUUUUAAGACAGAGUCUUGCUAUGCUGCCCAGGCUGGAGAGCAGUGGCACAGUCAGAACUCACUGUAGCCUAGAACUCCCAUGCUCAUGUGAUCCUUCUUCCUCAGCCUCCUGAGUAGUUGGGGCUAGAGGUGCACACCAGCAUGGCCAGUUAAUGUUUUUUGUUCUUAUUUUUGUGGAGAUUGGGGGUCUCUCUAUG